Messenger RNA from Paramecium octaurelia, 934 nucleotides. The record is from the annotation of a GenBank genome assembly. NCBI's taxonomy places the organism in Eukaryota, Ciliophora, Oligohymenophorea, Peniculida, Parameciidae.
AUUUAUUAAAUGUAAAAUAAUAACAUCAUGUGCGCGUACCACUUAGACGAGCCUGCACUUUAUAUCUGUCAAGGUGAGAGUUGCUUUGAAAAAAGAAUAUUUUGCCAUAAAUGCUUGAGAGAAAACAGACAUAUGCAUAGUGUUAAUAAACAUGAAUUAAUAAGUGCAUUGCCAUAAAUUUUGGAGGGUUCAAAUUAUGAUUGUGAUUAACUAGUAGAAUUUAUUGAAGAAGCCUUUAAUGAAAUCAUUUUAUUUAAGAAUUACUUAAUAAGGGCGAUCAAAAUGAAAUAUCAUAUUUAAACAUAGUAAUUCAAUGAAAUUAAUAUUGAAUCUAAAUGCUAAGUAUUAGAUAAUUUGAUCAAAUUCAAAGAUGAUUCAAAAAUUAUUUAAAAAGUAUUGGAUCAACCCUUUAAGACAGUUUUAUCUCAUAUUAAAGAUGGAAUAACAGAUGUUUGUUUAGAAUAAGUAACUUAUCUAAGAUAGAUUACUGAAUAAGAGCGUCAGUAAUUUUAAAAUCAUAUCAACGACAGUAAUUUAUUUAUUCAAAAAUUUAGGUUAGAAUUUAGUUUAAUCCAACCGCUUUGAGUAAGCUUUAGAAUAGGUAGAGAAAGCACUACUUAUAAAUCCAAGACAUUUAGAUGCACUUAAUUUAAAAGGUUUUCUUAUUUUUAAUUACUAGGCAAUAUUUUAAUGAGGCUUCGAAGAUUAAAUGAAGCUCAAUAGCAAUUUACUUAAGCUCUUAAAAUAGAUGAAUUGCAUAUUACAUCCAGGUUUGCAUUAGGUAGAUAUAUUUUAUAACUGUCUAGGUUCUUGUUAUAUACUUUCCAAUUAAAGAAGAUUGGCACUGCAAUAGUUAUUUAAAAUAGUAGAUAUUAAUCCUGGCAAUCAAUAAGCAAUAAAUUAAAUAGAUUAAUUGCUAUUAGAAACUUAGUGA